Molecule: messenger RNA, 2987 nt
Organism: Trichobilharzia regenti
Lineage: Eukaryota; Metazoa; Platyhelminthes; Trematoda; Strigeidida; Schistosomatidae
Source: the annotation of a GenBank genome assembly
CUUGAAACGGCAUGUUUGUUACGAACAGCCAGCUUAUCAGAUUCGCAUCCUUUAAGGCUAUACGCGUGUAGCAAACUAAUAAUAUAUACGCCUCUACUAUGUUACGGUGGUCAUAAUGUUUACCAGGCUGAUGUACUCCUGGUCGUCAUCAUCACUAUUUGGUGUUAUUACUGUCAUUUUUUUGCAUUCUCUAUAUGCAUUGCCAACCAAAGAAACACCUCCACAACAAUUCGGUUUAAUAUUUGACGAAGAAAUUCAACAGAUACGCGAAAAAUUUCGUCUUCAUCAUGUCAGUAACACCUCCAACUUUUCAGUGUAUACUUAUGAAUAUUCCGACAAUGGUCAAUCCAUUCAUGUUACAAUAAGCAUUCCAAAAAGUGACUUAGAAUUUGUGGAUGAUUAUAAUGUUAGGCAGGUUACCUGUAUGGUUAAAUACAGUAGCCCUGUUCCUUUAGCUUUAUCGUAUGAUAUGGAUUUCACAGUAUCUGUGGAGUUAGUCAAUCGAUCUUGGCAUUGGUUACCACCAUCAAUAAAAGAGAAUAACAUCAAUAUCACUGUGUAUAUAAUGCCAAAACUAUUGGGUUUAGAUUACUUGAUAUUUUGGAUUCGGAAGGCUAACACAAUUCCUGGAUAUGGAAUUCCUAUUUCAUGGUUUGCUAAUGAUUCUGAAUCUUUCCGCAAACAUUAUUUCAAUAGUCUUUCAGUAAAUUCUAUUUCAAAUGUUUCAUCAAAUAUUAUUCAAAAUAAUGAUGAUACGAAUAAUUCAAUGGGUUUUCCAGUUAUUGUAGUCAAAUACAAAGGAACCGGUUAUUUAAUAUUUCGUAUUUUUGUUAUAUUUAUGGUGACUUUAUUUACAUUUACUAUGGGUUGUGAAUUAGAAGUACCUUCAAUGCGUAAUCACUUUAAACGGCCAAUUCCUGUAGUUAUUGGAUUUUUUUGUCAAUUCGGUUUUAUGCCAUUGAUUGCCUUUACUAUUGCAAAAAUUAUCCCUAUUAAACCAGAAUUUGGUUUUGGUCUACUGACUAUCGGUUGUUCUCCAGGCGGUGGAGUCAGUAAUGCUUGGUGUCUUUUACUCGGUGGUGAUAUUAAUUUAAGCAUAUUGAUGACAUUUAUUAGCACAUUAUCAGCUCUUUUUAUGAUGCCACUUCUUCUCUUUGCAUAUGGACGAUUCUUUAUUGAUGUGACAACAGUGAAAAUUCCAUAUCUUAAUAUUGUAUUCCAAUUAUUACAAGUAGCUGUACCAGCAUUAUUGGGUUUAGGUCUACGCGUAUGGAAACCGAAAUGGGCUACAAUAUUUACCAAGCUUACACGUCCAUUAUUCACUUUCUUUAUAUUCUUCUUUCUAACUAUUGGUACAUAUAUUAACUGGUCAUUAUUUCGUCUAUUAGGUGUUUAUCCAAUUGUAAUAGCUACUGGAGCAUUAUUACCAUGGUUUGGAUUCAGUUUAGCUGCAUUAUUUGCAUUGAUUUUACGACAAUCACGUAAAUUGAUUGUUACAGUAGCUUUAGAGACAGGUAUACAAAAUAUUGGUGUUGCAAUUCUUGUAUUAUUGUAUUCAAUGCCAAAACCAGCCGGUGAAUUAGGCGCUAUUAUACCUAUCACUGUGGCUAUGUUCACACCACUACCAUUAUACUUUAUCUAUCUAGGAUUAAUAAUUAAACGAAAAUGCUGUGACAAGCAUAAAACACCAACGCCUAGUGAUCCAGCUGAAAAAGAAGCGUUGAACAGUAAGAAGACAAGUAGUAGUGGUGAUAGUGGAACCAAUAUAAUAGUUGGUAAUAAUUAACAUCAGUCUGUUGUUGUUGACACUAAUGAAUACGCGAAGAUUAAAUGCAAAGAUUUCUAGAUGAAAGCAAUCAUUGUUAAUUUUUGUUAUUGUUCGUUUUUGUUGCUUUCUUAUUGUUGUCUUUGUAUUGUACCUUGUCUUGCCAUGUCGAGUUGACCAGUGUGAUUACUUCUCUAUCAUUUUUUACUAAUUUCUGAAUUUUCUUUCUAAUAUUUAACUCUUUAACUUAAAAAAUAUCAAUAAAAAGUAAUUCAUUUUUGUCAUUUCAUUUAUUUUUGUAGACAAAUAAAGUUGCAAACUAAGAUAUUUUGAAAUCUUUACUAUCUGGUUUGUGUAAUAUUUUCAUUUCAAAGAAUGAGUUUUAUUUUUAUUUCCUUGGGAUCUGGAUGGAACAUAGCGUUUCAACAGCACACCUCCACUUCACUCAGUUCUCUUUAAUUCUCCUUCUUGUAUUUCCUAGGUUCACGACUGUCCAUAAGCUUCCAUCUGCUCCCCUCUCCCCUCUGAACACAAUCUAUUCCAUACUCUCCUCAAAGUGAUACCAAACCAUCUAUUUCCCAUUCGAGCUGUACUCGACAGUCUGUCGCAUGAUUUCGCUAAAUGGUCCUUUCAAUGUGUAUCCGACUCAUCACAAUUUCUUUUUGCAUAUUUAUCGAAUUCUGGCUUAUUGGUUGACUAACUGACUGACUAGUUUGUCAGUGUCAAUGGGGCUAAUGCUUUCUGCUUUGACAUCUGAUAUUCAUUCAGUAGAGAGCGGAGACAGUUGUCGAUAAAAGUUAUCAAGGAACUUAACCCUAAGUUCCUAUGAUUUGCGAAGACGCUUCGAAUCGACUACUACUAAGUAUGAUUAUCAACUUUAACUGCAAAAUACAAGGACUUGUAAUAAGAAAAUGUAUUCUUCAGCAGUUAAAUUCAAUCUAUCAUACAGAGUUUAUAAACAAAUGUUUUACAAAUAAUGUUUAGUACUUUUAUUCGUAUUCUUUCGUCUUCUUCCAACUUGUACACGAUUGAAUCAUACGCACCUUCGAGUUGCCCGCAAAUGGCUACCAAGGCCAACGAACCAACGUUCAGUGUUCAUAUUCAUUUACAAAAGUCUUCAGUAGCCUGUUGGAAAUACUUCUUGUGACGAGUGGGCGGAUUUAGUUAAUCAAAGAGAAUCACUGACUGGCUUGAUGUUCAUGUUAGAAAUGCCAAUCAAGUU